Molecule: messenger RNA, 4078 nt
Organism: Pectinophora gossypiella (pink bollworm)
Lineage: Eukaryota; Metazoa; Arthropoda; Insecta; Lepidoptera; Gelechiidae
Product: armadillo repeat-containing protein 8-like
Exons: 14
Coding region: 85-2064 (659 amino acids)
Biological process (GO): proteasome-mediated ubiquitin-dependent protein catabolic process
Cellular component (GO): GID complex
Molecular function (GO): protein binding
Source: RefSeq, a predicted model, not a curated record
GUGCUUUGACAGCAAAAUCGGCCUCGAAAGGCUAUUCUAACGAUAUUUUUAACAACAUUACUGCGUAAAUCUUAUUAAUAAAUCAUGCAACAAAUAACAGUUUUUAUGGAUAUAGAGAGUUCGCGGUCGUACGUGGACGAGCUGUACUCCUCGGAUGGAGCGAAGGUUGUGGAGGCGUUGGUGACGCUGAAGAAUUCUGUGAUCGGAAGUAACCGGCAGAAGAGCUCAGUGAUACAGCAGGGCAUCGUCCCGCGACUUCUACAGCUCAUGUCUGACGACACACUGGAUCCCAAUAUCAGGCUGGAAGCAACGAUCACUAUUGGUUCCCUAGCAAAAGGUACAACAGAGAAUGUAGCAUCACUAAUAGAACAAGGCACAGCAUCAGCCCUAGUGGAACUCCUGAAGACGGUUCCUAUUGGAACAAAGUUGGCUGAGGCAGCUCUUUGUGCACUGAGGAGUGUGUUUCUACACCCACCAGCACCCGUCAGUGCUCUGCCUGCUGACAUGAGACUGUUGACAAGACUGACCCAGAUAGCCCGAGAAGGUUCUCCGACAGCGCGAUCAUGCGUGGUUCGCAUCCUGUCCAUCUGGUGUGGCGGGCCGGCGGAACAAGAGGUGCUGUCGGCGGCGGGCGCGUGCGCCGCCGUGGCCGUCAUGAUCACCAGCAGCCGCCCCGCCGGCCCGCCCGCUGCCAGGGCGCUGCCGGCACUAGACCUGCUCGCCGCCAUGUGCUUCGAGAACGCUAACGUCGCCCAACUCGCUUUAAAUACCAGAUACGGCGACAAAUCAAUACCAGAACUGCUGACAUUCUUAGUAUCGAGAGACAAGCCGCUCCCGAUAGCGAUGGGCGCGGCGCGAUGUCUCACAUUCAUACAUAGAGCGGGAGCAUUGCCUGCAGACGACAACAGAGUGGUAUUUGGGGCGUUGCCCUGCCUAGCGAGGUUGUGCACUAAAGAAAUUCCGGAGGACAUCCGAGCGACGGCAGCUGAAACAUUAGCCUAUUUAGCAGAGGUGGACACGUCUCUGCAGAGGCUAGCAGCGAUAUCGAACCACCUGAUGUCGUCACUAGCAGACAUAGUCAACUGUCAGUCGCCGGCCGCGAAGCAGGGCGCGUUCAAAUGUUUCGCCUCCCUCGGGGCCAAUGACGAAGACAUUAGGAAAAGGAUCAUCGAGACACACGGCUUGAUGGUGCACGUCGUCAAUGGAAUGAAUAACCCUGAACCUUCGGUAAGAUUGGCCGCAGUAAGAUGUCUGCAUUCGCUGUCGAGAUCAGUGCAGCAACUCCGGACGACAUUUCAGGACCACGCAGUAUGGCGGCCGCUCAUGCAGCUUCUGAAUGACUCGCCCGGCACCGAGUUGCUGACGGUGGGCUCCUCAACGCUAUGCAACCUGCUGCUCGAGUUCUCGCCGGCCAAGGAACCCAUGUUGGACCAAGGUGCUGUAGAAAUGUUAUGUAAUUUGACGAAGAGGCCGGAGGCGGCAUUAAGACUGAACGGAAUAUGGGCGCUGAUGAACAUGGCUUUUCAGGCGGAGCAAAAAGUAAAACAGCGUAUACUAAACUGCCUGGGCACGGAGCAGAUGUUCCGACUGCUCGGCGACUCGGACACGCGCGUGAUCAUGAAGACGCUGGGCUUACUGCGCAACCUGCUCUCCACCAGACAACACAUUGACGCCAUCAUGAGCGAGUACUCGUCACAAGUUAUGCAGGCAGUAAUAGUAGUCCUAGAAGGCUCGUACCCGGCGGAGGUGAAGGAACAAGCUCUGUGUAUCCUGGGCAAUAUUGGAGACGGCGAGCGGGCUAAGGACAUGAUCAUGGCCAACGAAGAUGUGCUGAGGAAGCUCGUGGAUUAUCUGGCGCACCCGGAGAGCAAGCUGCAGGAGGCGGCGCUGUUCGUGGCGGGCAACCUGGCGCGGCGCGGGGAGGCGGGCGCCGCCGCGCGCCAGCAGCGGCUGGCCGAGCUGGGCGUGCUGCGGGCGCUCAAGCUGCUGCGGAACAAGGACAACGCGCACCACUUGCACGACCGAGUCAAGACGGCGUUGGCGCAAUUCAAUGACUUCACAUAAUAUAAGUGUCCCAAACGUAAACGUAUGAGGAGGCAGUGAGGGACUGCUUAACGCUUGUGAUCGUCUGCGGACAGUGAGCUAUCGAGUCAUACGUUAUUUACUAGUAGGCGCUUUUGGUGACGUAGCAAGCUUCAUAGAAUAAUAUCUUAAGACUUAACCUGGACAUGUAUUUAAUACCGUAAAUAUAAUACAGGCUGUUAGUGACAUCGUAUCGAAUACUGAGGGGGAUGAUUCAGACCAUGAUUCUGAGUUGAUAUCAAGUGGAUUUUUCCGUCGCUAAAUUCCUGUUCUUUUUAGUCUUAAAUUAUUUUCAAUUCUAUUCUUUAGCGAUGGAAAAUUCAAUUUGAUAUCAACUCAGAAUCAUGGUUUGAAUCAUCCCUCAAAGUUUUCGUUACGACGUCACUAACAGUCAUAUCCUCAGCUGUAAGCUUCUAGCCACCUGCAAGUCGACCCACAGCCCAAACCAGCUGAGGAUAGGGCUUUGUGGUGCGCCUUGGGAAGAGCCUAUGUCCAGCAGUGGACUCCAGUGGGCUGAUGAUGAUGAUGAUGAUGACGAUAUGGAGUCAUUAUACCCAGUAAACUAUACCUCUUAUCCAGGAUAAAAUGGUUCCAAAAAAUCUCAGUCUCGUAUCUCAUAGUCGUAACUCCAUUAAAAAGAAAAUUAGUGCAAAGUAGUCCCAAUAUGGUUACGAUGAUGUCAGGCACCGUAUGGUCACAGGCAAGCCUCUCAUUUUACAGGACACAACCAUAGAAUGAUGACCGGCUAACCCCAUCAUCAUCAUCACCAGCCCAUUAACGUCCCCACUGCUGGGGCACGGGCCUCCCCUAUGGAUGGAUAGGGAGAUCGGGCCUUAAACCACCACGCGGGCCCAGUGCGGAUUGGUGGUUAUUAACGACUGCUAAUGCAGCCGGGACCAACGGCUUAACAUGCCUUCCGAAGCACGGAGGAGCUCGAGAUGAAAACUUUUUUUUGUGGUCACCCAUCCUAUGACCGGAUAACCCCAUUCUAUUCUAUUUUUAGUUCAUCUUGCGAUGGAUGUGCUCCUGACCACCCUAAUUGGGAUAAAGUCGUGAUGUUAUGUUAUGACCCCAUCAUCGAUUAAAAAGGCCACAUCGAAGUAUUUCAUCUAAAAAAGCAACAUUGCUUUUUGACAUUUGUUUGCAUUGCGCACUUACUUUUAUAUGCGCAAAUGUCAAACUGCUUUUUGGAUGGAUUGCUUCGAUGUGGCUUUUUUAUCCCGUCAGUGGUAUAAUAUACUUAUUUACCAGUUACAUAUAACUAUUAAAAAAACAAUAUCGCAGUCUCUAUCGCCAACAUAUUUAUAUUUAUAAUGAAACUAAUUUAUAUGAACGAAGCUUGCUCCGUCGCCGACCGCGCCAGUAGACGCUAAGUAGUGUAAAUAGCUAAGUUCGCGUCGUAUUGACAACUAGAAGAGGAGUGUUGCUCGAAUUAUUUAUUUUAGUAUUUUUAAAGGAUUUUGUUUUUAUAGCACUCAUUCGUGCUUAGGGAAACUCACUAAGAGAAAAUUAAAUCAUCAAUUCUUCAGACUUCUUCGUUCUUCUUCUUGAUACUGGAGAUUCUUGAACCCACAGCUCUUGUUAAACCAUUACGAGCGUGUUAACCGUUACACCACGGGGUCCUCCUCCUGACCAUGCAAUUUUUUUAUUCUAUAUCAGCAUAAUGACAAGGGUUCAAGUCCCGUCCGAGUCAGACUUUUUCGGUUUAAUUUUCUCCUUGUUAGUAUUUUUAGUUCUCUCCAAACAUAAUGACUGUGAAUUUUGCUCGCCGUAAUAAUAUAUAUAUCUAUAGUAAUGUUUUCUGUUACCUUGUAUAUGCGGAAUGGUCGUUUAAAGAUUAUAAGUUCAAGUACCAAUUCCCAAUUCUGACUAACCCAAUUGGGAAUAUAGGCGUGAGCUUAUCUUACGUUAGAGUAAUCGAUUUGUGUAUAUUUGCAUCUUAUAUCGAUACUUUAAUAUAAUAUAAUCGAUUUCUUUAACAUAUCAAGCUCACUUA